Molecule: messenger RNA, 1225 nt
Organism: Plodia interpunctella (Indianmeal moth)
Lineage: Eukaryota; Metazoa; Arthropoda; Insecta; Lepidoptera; Pyralidae
Product: rhythmically expressed gene 2 protein-like
Exons: 1
Coding region: 133-873 (246 amino acids)
Cellular component (GO): nucleus
Source: RefSeq, a predicted model, not a curated record
CACUGAGCGAGCUGAGAUUUUCAUAUCAUUUCACAGUUUUGUUUUGAUGUUUUCAAAGUUUCUAUCAAUUUCUAAGGUAUUCGUUUUCAAACACUUUUUUCAAUCAAUCGUUAAGUCAUAAAUAAAACCAAAAUGAGUAUAAGUGGAUUAAAACUAAUAACUUUUGAUGCAACCAACACCUUAUUAAAGUUUCGAAUACUACCUUGGCAUUACUAUGCACUCAUAGCUAAAAAUUAUGGAUUUAAUGGUACAGAGAAGGAUGUAAAAGAUAAAUUGUUAGAUUCUUACAAAUUCAUGUGGGAGAAAUAUCCUAAUUUUGGUAAAGGCCUGAUACAUUGGAACAAAUGGUGGGAGAAAGUGGUGGAAAGGACAUUUGAAGGACAGCUUCCGAAAGGCGCUGAAGCCCAAAUAUCUAAAAUCCUGAUUGAAGAAUUUAAAACAUCCAAAUUAUGGUGUGUGGCUGAAGGAGGCCGUCAGUUACUCAAUAUUCUUGGGAGAAAGAGUAUCAACGCUGGAGUAAUAUCUAAUUUCGAUCCUCGUCUCCGCGACAUUCUAAAAAGUGUAGGUAUAUUGAGCCACUUCCAUUUUGUUCUCACUUCUUAUGAAGUUGGAUGUUGUAAGCCUGAUAAAAAAAUAUUUGAUAUCGCUAUGUCGAGGUGCGGGAUAACAAGCCCGUCAGAAUGUCUUCAUAUUGGGGAUGACAUGAAGAAGGACUAUGAGGCAGCAAUAAGUGCCGGGUGGCGCGCUCUAAUCGUUAACAGUGAUAAUCCUUUGGCCAGCAAAUCUGAGACUCCUCCGAAUCCUGAACAUUUGUACCCUGAUUUAACAGCAGUGGCCAAUGCUAUACAGAAAUGUGAGGUCAAACUUACAUAAAUCCCAUUGCCACAUACUUUGUGAAAUUAUAUUUUAUGAUAGCUGUUGCAGCUAGUAAUGGCAAUGAAAUGUAAGGAUGUAGUCAAUUGUUAGAAAGCAAAUGUUUAUUUAGAAAGUAUUUGUAAUUGUUCAAAGUAUAAAACAUAUUUAUUGAAUAAGAUCGCAGUUAAUGGGCACAGAUCUUAUUCAAUAAUGUUUACUAAACUGAACCGUCGUUCAGUUCCAGUGAACCACAGAGUAGAAGUGUAUUGUUAGUUUCAUUAUGGUUAUAUGAUUUUAUUUUUUUUUUAAAUUAUGCUAAUAUGUUUAAGUUCUUUAUGUAGCAGGACAAAUAUACUUAAUUUAAAACUUU